Messenger RNA from Echinostoma caproni, 573 nucleotides. NCBI's taxonomy places the organism in Eukaryota, Metazoa, Platyhelminthes, Trematoda, Plagiorchiida, Echinostomatidae. The record is from the annotation of a GenBank genome assembly.
AUGGACACCGCCUACGCUUUUUCAGCGCAUACUCUACCAGCUGACCCACGAGACCGCACCGAUAUCACUGAUCUUUUCACAUUCGAGUUACCCAUCCAACUCACAGAGGCCUAUGGCAUCCACCAGUUAGUAUGUUUCGCGGUUCUUGCCGCUCGUCAGGCAUGCGUAUCCGGUGAUCUUUUGUCUUUUCAUUCAUACACCUGUACCCUACAGGCCCUAUCCUCGUGCGAGGAUAAUGGCAUCGAUUUACUCCCAGGUGGCCGGCUGUCUGAUCUAGAGUACGCAGAAGACAUUGUGCUACUAAGUGAAGAUCCAAGUAAGUUGCAAGCAUUUCUGGAUAACUUGAAUGCCAGUGUAGCCAUAUUCGAGCAUGUGGAUAAGUUUUGUUAUUUGAGCAGCUACAUCUCACCCGGUGGACGCAUCACAGAUGAAGUGUCAGGUCGCAUACAGAAGGCUCGGUUUGCAUUUGCUAACUUGAGACAUCUGUGGCGCCGUCGCGAUAUCCGGCUGUCUGUGAAGAGUCGAGUGUAUGCGGCGGCAGUUCGACCAGUUCUGCUAUACGGCGCUCUGUGA